Messenger RNA from Knipowitschia caucasica, 243 nucleotides. Lineage: Eukaryota; Metazoa; Chordata; Actinopteri; Gobiiformes; Gobiidae. The record is from the annotation of a GenBank genome assembly.
AUGUUUGAGCCUCGGAACCGCGGGCUGCGGACCGAACAAUGCACGUGCACGCGGAGGAGCGCUGUGCACGCGGGGGACGCGCAGGAGACUGUUGGACACAUGUUUGAGGUGCGCGCUCUGAGGAUAAUGGACACUCACAUUUACAUCCUCUCUGUAAUGGGCGCGCGGCUCACGCUGUUUGCGCGGCUCCUGUGGCUCCUGCGGCUCACUGAAGUUGGCCUGUACCAGCAGCAGCUCAUAUAG